Messenger RNA from Serpula lacrymans var. lacrymans S7.9, 418 nucleotides. RefSeq lists its product as uncharacterized. The record is from RefSeq and is a predicted model, not a curated record. NCBI's taxonomy places the organism in Eukaryota, Fungi, Basidiomycota, Agaricomycetes, Boletales, Serpulaceae. The coding region runs from base 75 to 269 and encodes 64 amino acids. The transcript has 6 exons.
AAUUGCAACUUUAUUUCGCCAACCAUCCUUGUUCUACUCAGUUCAUUCUCCUCUUCUUCUACCUUUCACUUUCUAUGCCAUCUCGCCGACCAACUGCCACCGAAAGUAUGCCUCCUCCCAGUCCUCCACCAGGCGAUGACAAUGAAGAGGCGCCGUUCUUCGAUAAUGUCGAUGAGCUCCAGCAGCACGGAAUAAACGUACAGGACAUUCUGAAGCUAAAAGGCCUCUUCCAUAAAUACGAUUUCAGGCAUUGUGAUGACGACACGUAGGCAGCUACUCAAGAUUAAAGUGCUGAAGAGCUUUUGGAAACUGGUUCAAUGGUCUUACACGUACUUUUUCAGGGAAUGUCCGAAGCAAAAGUCGAAAAGAUAAAGGAAGCGGCACAGAAAAUAGCGGGUUCAUCCUUUGCCACUGGUAU